CCGAAGAGCAGCAUCUAAUUAAACCCUAACACCCGCUAGCGGCCAGAAAUCCAAGCCUCCUUGAAAUCCUAAUCUUCUUUUCUUUUUCUCCUUCAUCUUCUCUCCAGUCUCGAUCGGAAGUGAGGGCUGAAAAAUGGCAGUGACGAAACUCCUGCUCUCUCAAUUCCGCCGCCAUUUCACCGCCAGAGUUCCCUGUCAGUUUUUUUUGCGAUCUCAGAGAUGGUUCUCCUCCGAUUCGGAUCCCAAUCCAGUGCUACCUCCGCGAGUUUCACUAGUGCUCGUCCAGCCAGUCUCCUACGCGCCGAAGCCGAAGCAACCGGAGCAGGAGCCCGAAGCCGCGUCAUCGGAAAUGAGUAGCGCUCAGCCGUCGCAGCAGCAGGAGCAUUUCACGAGACGGCCGGGGGAGUUCCUUGCGAGGCCGGAAGCUCGGUCGAAUUGGACGCGGGAGGAAGCCCGAUACGUGAAGGACGCACCGACCGUUGUGCCUGUUUCGUACACGCCUCGAGUGGCACCGUUGCCGGAGGACAGGGUCGGAGCUGAAGGAGGGGAAGGCAGUGGUGAUGGCGUGGAGGGGAGUGCUAAGGACGGGGAGGACAUGAAGUCGGAGACUCGCCGGAUUUUGUCGGAAACCGGGAGGAAGGCAGGAGAGGAUGAGCGGGUUUUGGUGCCUGUCAAUUUCUCCCCGUGGCAGGAGAGCUUAUUGCUUCCCUCUCAUAUACUAGAGGUGGUUGCUUCUCUUCCAUAUGCGAGAGCAGCCUGCCUCUCGGCAAGCCAGCAGGGGACGAGAUGGGAGGAGGGAAUUAAAUGGACAAGUCCAUUAUCCUCUAGUGAAAGGGAAAUGGAAGGGAAAGGUUUUGGUGGUGAUGAAAUGUUGUGUUUGGAGCUGGUAUCGUGGAAGAAUGAAUUGGCUGUCUGUGAUGGAAAGAAGAAUGGCUUUAGAGGAUUUAAGGAAUGUCAAGAAAGGAGCUCGAAUUGGGUUCUUGUUGAGCUAUCCCAAGGGGUUUGAUUUGGUAUGUAGGUGGAUCGAGGAGAGAGCUUGGGGGAUAAUUGCUUUUGGACGGGAGCGAUCAGAAGUGAUCGAUGAAUUGCUAAUGGACAAGAGAGCUUGCAGUUCAUUGGAUUUUAGACCGAGUACAUCGAAUUGCUCAGCUCAAGCAGUUCCGACCACGAUCCCGGCGUAGGCGACUUCCAAUUUUCUUUGAGUGGUGGUUAUCAUCACGAAGAGGACAAUCCCAGGAGCAUCACGAUCGUGACGGGAUUGAGUUUCGACAUCGGACGAGGGAGAUACGAGCGUCGAAAGUUUGGGACGCAAAUCAGACAGUUCAGGUAUCAGUCUUGGCAAUUGAAGCUAGAGGAUUAAAUGUGUAAUUUUUCCAGAGAGGUCGUGGUCAACUGUGUUGACUCGGAAAUUAAAGUUUUGGUACCUAGUACUUUUAAACUGACAGAAUGUUUAUUUUGGUCAUAACUCGAUCAAUUGACGUCCGAACGGGGAAUCGUCAGCGCCUAUGGAAUCGUGGUAACGAGGAGAAUUGAUUGGAGCAAGUAUGGAAAUUUUAGAGCAUAGAGAUGCUCGAUUCUAUUUGUUGUCGUGUUGGGAGGGGAAAAUUGAUUGCUUUGCACUAUUUGGUUUGUGGGCAAAAUUAGAUGCCGAAGUUAGAAGGAAAAUCAUAACUGUUGCACUUGGGAAACCUUCCAAAGCAUUGAAAGUGGAGAUGGAUAGGUCACGAGCCAGUGAAAUUGCUUACAAGGAGAUGGGGCCACCUCAUGGAUGGAAUGAAAAGUUAGCUCCCACAUGAGCUUACGUGCACGGUCCAAGCAAAGGGAGAUGACCCUAAGUUGACCAAUUUUUGGAUGUUGGUUAGUUCAAGUCGUCCGACUUGAUCAUAAGGUGAGUGUAAAGGGGGUAAAUUCUACGCCGUACGAUUUUUUUUCAAGUAUUUACCUUGAGUAUUUUUAAGUUUCGAUUUACGUGAUGUAUGUGCAGUAUUUGAUUCCUGUUGAGAUUGCAUGAUUAUGUUUGAUGGUAUGUGCUUUGGGUGAAUUAUGACUUGAAGUGAAUGGUUAUUACUUACUUUGAAAUUGUCCUGAGUAUAAAUUAUGGUUAAAGUUUAAGAAACGAGUUCUUUUUAAGAAGUAACUCACCUUCAAGAAGGUGAAGUUGUUUUAAGUGUUUUUAUAUACCAGCGCCAGUCCGUUGCCUUUUGAGACAUUUUGAGAUAGAGCAGCAGUUAUGCUCUUGAGACUUUUAAGAAGAGCAGCAGUUAUGCUCUUGAGAAUCGUGGUGAAGAGCCACCACGAUAAGUUUAAGAUGUUAGGGGGAUGAAUCGUUACGACUUCCCUAACUAAGUUUAAGUUUAAGGAAAGUCUGGAUGGCUUCUCAUACGUAUGAGUUGGCAACCGGACUAGCUAGUGAGGGAUCUCAGUGUCAGUCAAGUAUUUAAGUUGAGAUUUAAGCUUUAAGAGUGGAGAGUAACAGUUACUCCCAUACAGUUUUAAGAGUUAAGCUUUUUAACAGUGGAAGUACAAAACAACUUCCACUUAGUUAAGUAAAGUGAUCAAGUAUUAAUAAGAUGUUAAACGUAAGGGCGUAGACUGACCCCAUCUCACUCACCAGUUUGAAGAGGACUAAGAUGAGUUAGAGAGAAGCGAGUUCGAGAGGAGCAGUUCGAGGGCAGCCAACUAGAGGAGGGAAGUACAAGCGCCACUGAGGAUGUCUAGUCAAGGCUUUCAGGAAGCAGUAGCAUUAGAGAUUUUUUUAGUUGUUUCAGUUUAUGAUUAUGAGUAUAGGCUGGAGAUCAUUUUGAGAUUUUAAGGUUUUAGUUUGCCCAAGUGUCAAGCUUUGUGUUUAAGUAAUGGCAGUUGUUUUCGGUAUUUAUUAAAGUUAUUUAAGAAAUGUUUCCGCUAUUUUUCUAAGUAUUUUCAGUUCUUAUUUUAUUUCUCGGUUUAUUGAGGGUAUUUUGGUAAAAGUAGUACCUGGCCGGGUUAGGGUGUUUCAUAUUAUGAUUUUAAGUAUUUUAGUGAAUUGGUUAUCGUUGCUUGGUUAUGUGUAUGAUUGAUUAUUUGUGCUUUGCUUGAGUUAUGGUUUGAGAUGAUUUUGUGCUAUUUGAGGUGAUUUUGUUUGAGCUAUGCUUGAAGUGAAUGUUUUUAGUUACUUUGAAAUUUUUACGAGUAUAAGUUAUUAUUAAAGAGUAAGAAACAAGUUAUUUUAAAGAAGUAACCCACCUUAAAGAAGGUGAAGUCGUUUUACGUGUUUUUAGUCACUAGCGCCAGUCCGUUGCCAUUUGAGAUUUUCAGAUAGAGCACCAGUUAUGCUCUUGAGAUCUUUGAGACAGAGCAGCAGUUAUGCUCUUGAGACUUUUAAGAUGAGCAACAGUUAUGCUCUUGAGAAUCGGGGUGAAGAGCCACCACGAUAAGUUUAAGAUGUUAGGGGGAUGAAUCGUUACGACUUCCCUAACUAAGUUUAAGUUUAAGGAAAGCUUGGAUGGCUUCUCAUACGUAUGAGUUGGCAACCGGACUAGCUAGUGAGGGAUCCCCGUGUCGGUCAAGUAUUUAAGUUAAGAUUUGAUCUUUAAGAGAUGAGAGUAACUUCAACUCCCUCAAAGUUUAAGAGUUAAGAUUUUAAGAUUGGAAGUACAAACAACUUCCGCUAGUCAAAGAUAAGUGUUUAAGUAAAGUACUCAAGUGUUA
Messenger RNA from Linum trigynum, 3687 nucleotides. The record is from the annotation of a GenBank genome assembly. NCBI's taxonomy places the organism in Eukaryota, Viridiplantae, Streptophyta, Magnoliopsida, Malpighiales, Linaceae.